AUGGCGACGGUCGACAAGCGGAUUCUGAUUCGGAUGGGCAAGGAGCUCACGGACCUGGAACAGACACCUCCGCUUGGCGUGGCUUGCUACCCCGUCAACGACAACAUUGUGCAUCUGCAAGCUGAAAUUGCCGGACCCGAGGACUCGCCAUAUCAUGGCGGCUCGUUCAGGAUUGACAUCCAUAUCCCCGAUAGGUAUCCGUUUGAGCCGCCAAGAUGCCAGUUUCUCACCCGCGUGUACCAUCCCAACAUCGACGAACAAGGACUCAUCUGUCUCGACAUUUUGAAGGGUCCACCAAAGGGGACCUGGCUGCCGUCCAUCAAUAUCACAACCAUGCUGAUCUCGUUACAGCUACUACUUGCACAACCAAACCCCGACGACCCUUUGUUGGUGGAUGUGGCGACCGAGUUCAAGGAGAACCGAGAGUUGUUCAAGUACAAGGCCAAGGAGUUCACCAAAAAGUACGCAACUGGAAUGCAGGAUACAAAGGAGGUCAUCUCAGGACCAGACGAAAAGACACGGAUUGUUGGGCUCAAGGAGCUGGAGUCGCUAUCUGAAGAGUCGGACAGCCCGUCAGCUACAUCACUGUCUCGUUCUUCCUCCUCUACAUCCUUGCGUGCACCUGCACCGGUCAUCGCUACGGCAUUAUGUUUGAAUACAAGAUCCUCGGUUCAAGCUACAGCACCAACAGAGAGGAUAUCACUCGCUAGGCCGACACACAGGAAACUGACGCUUUCACGCCGUCCCACCCCUUCGGUUGCGGCAUCGGUAGCAGCGGUGUUGUCGACCCCAUUCGUGGCUCCUCGGCGGAAAAUGAGUGCUGACCAAGGCGCUGUCGCAGAAUCACCCAAAGAUUCUCUGGCUACUCGAGAAGUAACUCCGGACAAGGUCAAGCAGGAUGAGUCAGCUCCAGCAACUCAUUUUGUCAGAGAGGAGACCAUACCAGAGCCAGCACAGCUCUCACAAAGCAAGUCAUUGCAUCAAAAAUCCAGCUACCCUUCGUUGCAGGACACUAUCCCCGCCACCAUCCCAGCCACCAGAACCUCUUCUCAGAUCGCAUCUCCAGGCGCCACCCAUACGACAGCUGCUUCACUCGAGACUGAGGCCAUCAAAAUGGACAGGAAGCGAGGGGCUGAAUCGAUCAAGAGCGAGGAAUCAACAACAAACUCUAAAGUCACAACGAAAAAGAUCAAGAGCGAGAAAAAGCUGACGUUGGGGAGAAAACCUCACAAGCGUCUCUCCAGUCCGGUCAAGGAGACUUCAAAAUACUUUCCAGGACCACCAUCGCCAUUACCGACUCCAAUUGAAACGACCAAGUCGACCCCCAAGGAAUCAGGAGUCAUCGAGGACGUGUCGCCACCUCAAGAGGUCUUGGCGCAAGAACCCGUGUUACAGCCAUCCCCAUCGCCCGACAUCUCUGGCACCGCUGAGGAUCUGUUACCCGUCUCGCCGUAUAGCAAAAACAAGGGCAAGAGUAAGGCUGUCGAUGAUGUCAAGAUGGUUGUGGACCCUCAGGAGACGGAUCAGAAGGAGUCGAAGAACAGGACGGCACAUAGGCGUCAGGGCCACGCAUUUUCGUUCAUAGACGACUUGUCACCUACGGUUACUACUACCGGCAGCACCGAAGCUCUCACUGUUGCCAAAAAGCGGAACCUACUGAAAAAAAAUAGAAAGUAG
Molecule: messenger RNA, 1677 nt
Organism: Linnemannia hyalina
Lineage: Eukaryota; Fungi; Mortierellomycota; Mortierellomycetes; Mortierellales; Mortierellaceae
Source: the annotation of a GenBank genome assembly